CUUGAUAAAAACCACACAAAGAUAUACUCGAAUUGGCACUGAAAUAUUUAUUACUCUCGCUAGUAUUGGCACUAAACUUGUAACGGCUCGUAAAGAAAAUUUUGUGGCACUCUUUGCUGUACGUAAUAAAGGUGUGUGGCCAGCUGAAAGUUUGGAAGGACAGGCGACUGUCCGCGGCAGCUCAGUGGACUACGCUGCGGCCCUGCUCCUUGCUGCAAUGGCCGCUGUACUUCUGGCUGCUGUGGGCUACCAAUGUGCUGCUACUUGGAGGUGGAUUAUGGGCAGAUCCCUUUGGUGUAGGACGCGUCGGGACUCGGAGGAGAGUAACUGCGACUCCCUCUCACGCCAAGCUGCCAUCCGCAUCAGUCACUCUCUUCCUGAUCUGCAGACUGAACCUUUGAAGCAGGAGUACGUUCAGGAGCAUAAGGAUCCUGCUAAAAAGGUUCUUCGUCAAACGACCCUGCCAAUAGUUCCGACGCGUCACCAGACCUUCCAGCGCCAACUGUCCCAUCGUCUUGACCUGCCUUCGAUCCAGUUCAGCAUUUGUAGCCUGGAGCGAGCUGAUUCUUCUAUUGGACUUAUUAAGCCGGAGCUGUACAAGAACGAGUUAGUUCGUCAGUCAUCCACCGAGAGUGCUGAACUGGAGUUCUGCGGCAAGCUGCAUUUUGCACUUAAGUACGAUCAAGAAGUUGAGGCUCUUGUGGUCAAGAUAUUUGAGGCUCGAGAUCUUCCCAUCAAGGAUGUGACAGGCAGCAGUGACCCUUACAUCAAGGUCUUCCUACUCCCCGACCGCAAGAAGAAGUUCCAGACUAAGGUCCAUCGCAAGAACCUGAACCCUGUGUUCAAUGAGACUUUCUUGUUCAGCGUUCCAUAUGAAGAACUUCGUCAGCGCUACAUCCAGUUCUCAGUGUAUGACUUCGAUCGGUUCAGCCGACAUGAUCUCAUCGGUCACGUGGUCCUCAAAGGUCUCCUGGAGUCUGCUGACCUUCAUCAGGAGAUUGAAUACACCAUGAACAUCUUGGCUGCUCCACAGGAGAAGAAAGAUCUUGGGGAGCUGAUGCUUUCGCUUUGUUACCUGCCGACUGCGGGCCGACUGACUGUGACCGUCAUCAAGGCUAGAAACUUAAAGGCAAUGGACAUCAAUGGAUCUUCAGAUCCGUACGUCAAGAUCUGCCUGAUAUGCCAGGGCAAGCGCAUCAAGAAGAAAAAGACGACGGUCAAGAAGAAUACUCUGUCACCAGUCUACAACGAGGCCUUGGUCUUUGACCUUCCAGCAGAAAACGUUUAUGACGUCACAUUGCUUGUUAAAGUCAUCGACUAUGACAGAAUUGGUCCCAACGAGCUGAUUGGCUGUUCCGCAAUUGGCUCCACUUUGAUUGGCAUCGGACGCGACCAUUGGCUGCAGAUGUUGGACAACCCUCGCAAACCAGUGGCCCAGUGGUAUCCCCUGAACAAGAGCCCUCCGGCUAACAUCACGAUACCGAGCAAUGAUGCCCAAAAUUCUGGACUAAGCUGCUUGAAUGGAAGGUGA
Messenger RNA from Spodoptera exigua (beet armyworm), 1531 nucleotides. Lineage: Eukaryota; Metazoa; Arthropoda; Insecta; Lepidoptera; Noctuidae. The record is from the annotation of a GenBank genome assembly.